AUGCAAACGGACCAUAGAGUUCCUACAACUAAUACAGCUGAGAUGAGACAACAACAACAUCGUAAACGUUCAUUUUCUGGUAUAAAUCCUCGCAAACGUGAUCGUCAGGAUCUUAUUUGCGUUGUUUGUCACGCACCAGCUAUGGGCUAUAACUUCGAUCAAAUAACUUGUGAAAGUUGUAAAGCAUUUUUCCGUCGUAAUGCAUUAAAUAAUGCAGACAAAUUUCAAUGUCGAUCUAGUAAUAAUGAUUGUGUUAUAACUUUAGAAACUCGAAAAAGAUGUAAAGCUUGUAGACUUAAAAAAUGUUUCGACAAAGGUUUACGUAAAGAAUGGAUUAUGUCCGAAGAAGAAAAACGUACAAAAAAACAGAAAAUCGAAGAUAAUCGUCGUUUACGUGCAAUGUCACAUAAUUCCACAAUGUUUUCAUUUACACCAUCAUGUUCACCACCAAUGGUUCCAGAAACAGAUAGAUCUCAGUUUUCCGUUGAAUAUCAAACACGUAUUAUUGAUGAUGAUGGCGGCGAUGAUUACGAAUAUACGAACGAUAAUAAACAUAAUAUUCAUCUUUUUGAUGAAACUAAUGAUACUAUGCCAGAUGACGAACUAUCGAAUAAUAAGAGUAAUUUAAAUCAAAAUAGUUUUGAUUAUAAAACUCUUUUGGAUUUUGAAGAUCGUAUAUUAUUAAUAAAAAUUGAAGAAGACUAUACU
This is a messenger RNA of Adineta steineri, 708 nucleotides long. NCBI's taxonomy places the organism in Eukaryota, Metazoa, Rotifera, Eurotatoria, Adinetida, Adinetidae. The record is from the annotation of a GenBank genome assembly.